Molecule: messenger RNA, 3001 nt
Organism: Misgurnus anguillicaudatus (oriental weatherfish)
Lineage: Eukaryota; Metazoa; Chordata; Actinopteri; Cypriniformes; Cobitidae
Source: RefSeq, a predicted model, not a curated record
AUCACAAGUGACGAUAUGACGAGUCUCUGUAGUGACAUGAAGUGCUGCUGUGGGAGAAGCAAGCAGAAUGUGUCGUUUAGUGUAAGAUCAAAGCUUUUAACGUAAAGAUGAACAGGAUAUUUGCGUUUGUGCUGUUCAUGUGGAUUUUGUGUGUUUGUUCAUCAAGUCAUGGUCCUCGAGUUAAGACUGAUCAAGGUAUUACACACUAUACUACUAAACACAGUCAAAGUGGUUUGAGAAAACUGGUCAGAAGCACCUCAAGUGGAAUAAUUUGGGUUGGAGAUGAUGAGAAUCUCUUUCCUGUUACCUCAACACGAGACAUACAGGUGAAUGUUGCUCAGUUUAAGGAUGAAUGUAAAGAAAAUGAAAAGUGUGAGUCUGAGUACAAAAUCUCUCUGCUCAGUGAUGGAGUCGAUGGAAAUCUGUUCUUCUGUGGAACUAAUGAUGAAAAAACUAAGUGCUAUAACAUGAACUUAGACUAUUCUUUAGUUGACGGCUUCGAAUUCACUUACGAAUUAAAUAUGAAUGAUCCUUCAUUACUCAUCGGUGAUAUGUUGUACUGCAAGUCUAGUUUGGGACUGUACCAGAUAAACCGAAAAACAGGUGCCAAGAUCUGGCCUUAUUCUCCUGUAGCAGAACAGAAGUAUGUGAAGCUGGUUGCUGGUAAUGGUCAAGACAAGGACAAGGUUUAUUCAUUCUUCACAGAGAAACACAGAAGUGACAAUGGAGGCUCUGAAUUCGAUACCUGGAUCCCACGAGUCUCACAGAUCUGUAUGAAUGAUAAAGGAGGAUCAAAAGAUGUCCUUCAGUUCAGUUGGACAUCUAUGAUCUACACCCGUCUGUCCUGUGGAGCUCCGGAGUUGUCCUUCACCCAGCUUAUAGACGUGGCCACUGUUGACAAUGACACCAAGAUUUAUGCCCUCUUCAGAAACAUCUGGAACAUGAGUGCCGUGUGUGUAUAUAAGAUGACUGAAAUCAGCAGAAUCUUCAGUUCCUCUAAAUUUAUGGAGAUCAAAAACAUGAAACUUCCUGUGAACCAUCGGCCUGGACAGUGUGUUGAUGACAGCACUCGUCUAAGUCCUGAUAUAUUGAGGUUUAUGAAAGAGCGUCCAGAAGUGAAAGAUUCGGUGAUGCCGGAGAACAAACCCCUGCUGUUUAAACACCAUCAUUACACACACAUCCAGGUGCAGAGACUAGAGAACAGAACAGUACUGUUUCUGGCUUUAGAAAGUGGAGGGAUCCAUAAAGUCUUAGAAAAUUACACAGAUGAUCCAGUAUUCAUCAUCGCAGAGUUUCGGCCGUUUUCACACAGGACUCACAUCAGCAGUAUGCUGUUAGACGAAUCUGAGAAGCGUCUGUACGUGAGUUUUGGUACGGAGGUGAUUCACAUCGACCUGCAGAGGUGUGACCUGUAUGGAGAUCAGUGUGAGCAAUGUCUUUUAUCCAGAGACCCCUAUUGUGGUUGGAGCGAUUCACGUUGUACCCACGUCUCAGAAAAUUCAAUCCUGGACAUGCAGUUUUGCAAUUCAACUAAAGUCGAUUAUUCCAGAACAGAAAUAGCUACCACAGCGCCGGUGAUCAUCCCGCCCUCCUCUAGAUAUUAUCUGCACUGCCCAAUAAUAUCAAAUCACGCCUCAUACCACUGGUACCGCGGUAAUACCCAGGAGGAGUGUGUACGGGCCGAUCGGGACUGUCUCUAUCUCAUUGAAAGUAUGAAUAAAACUCAUGAAGGUUCAUACAGGUGUGUAUCUUCAGAAAAUAAUUAUCACAUAAACAUCAACAGAUAUGAACUGAGUAUGAGCUCAUCACCAGCACUUACCAUCAACACAAUAGUUUUACCAUGUUUAUUACUUCUGUUGUUUACUCGCCUGUUAUUAUAGAUGAACACAUUCACUUGAUAGAGGCUCAAUUGUUGAGUCUGUUGUUUAAUUAUUCAUGUCUAUAAUUUAUGAAUAAUCGGUUUAUAAGAGGCGCCUCAUACACCCUUUUUAAAGUAUGCAAGAGGUGACUUACAGUUCAUUCAGUCAUAUGAACUUCUGUUGUGUUUAUAAGAUGAUUAUUUAUAAUUGAAUGAUUCAUUUAAAUGGAUGUUGAAAGAUGAGGAGUGUUUAGCUGUUCUGGUAUUUAUUUAUCGUCAGUGUUUCUGUUGUUUUCCAAAUGUUGAGUUCAUCAGCAGCAUGUAGCAUUUAACGUUGAUAUUGCAUAUGGGUUGCGAUGCAGUAUAUGCUGCUUAUUUUUCAUUAAACUCAGGGAGAAUGCACAUUAAUAUUAUAUAGAUACAUAUUCAUCAUAGGCACAUUUUCAUCCGUAGUCACCUAUGACUCUGAUUAGGGACAUUUAGUGUUACUAGUGUUACUCUUUUCUUUAGACUAAAAUUAUUAUUAUUUUUCUACAAAAUUUCAGACGUUAUUCUCAGACUGUGAAACAUUUCGUAAUGCAAAUGAAUGUAAACCGUAGAGGAAUGUGCUGAGGGAUUGCAGGACUAAUGUGUGCGAGUGAUAAAUGUGCAAUAAGAUCUUCUAACAUGUGAUAUUAUAAAAGAAUAUUUUUCCUAUAAUUGUUUUUAUACACAGAGUAUUUUUGUACUGUGCACUUACUGUUUUGUAAACUGUUUAAUUAUAUGAUCGCUGGGAGAUGUGAUGUCACACAAGUAGGAGUAACCGUGUACAUUCUUGUCUCUGUCUUUCCCUCUAUGUUGCUUUAAAUAUUUUUUUUUUGUGCAAAUUAUUUGUUUAAAGAUUUUCUUCAAACUUUUUUUGUGUUUUUUAUUUAAGUUUUGUUGGUUAUUGAAGUUCAGAAUCUGUCACUUAGAAUAUCUGAAUGAGUCCUUCUGCUCAUUCUGACCACAGGAAAACCAUCUGCACAACGUUAAGUAACCUCAGCAAGCUGAAAACAGCAUUUUACAACCCCUGUUUCCUUUUUGUUCGAAAUGCUGGAUGUUUUUUUUUUCUGUGGUUGCACCAUUAUGCAAGUCAUAUCAUAAACCAGUCGAAAAAGUUGA